Molecule: messenger RNA, 3131 nt
Organism: Myotis daubentonii (Daubenton's bat)
Lineage: Eukaryota; Metazoa; Chordata; Mammalia; Chiroptera; Vespertilionidae
Gene: PPARG
Product: peroxisome proliferator activated receptor gamma
Biological process (GO): positive regulation of transcription by RNA polymerase II; positive regulation of fatty acid metabolic process; fatty acid metabolic process
Cellular component (GO): nucleus
Molecular function (GO): RNA polymerase II cis-regulatory region sequence-specific DNA binding; zinc ion binding; nuclear receptor activity
Source: RefSeq, a predicted model, not a curated record
CGCGCCGCCGCCCCCUCGGGUCCUUCUCGGCCGCGGGCGGGCGGGGCGACCGCACUCGGAGCCGGAGCCGGAGCCCGCGCGGAGCCGCCGCCCGGGGGGCUCGGUCAGCCUCCGGGACGCCGGAGCGGGGCGCCACGCCGCCGCCGCCACAGAUUUGAAAAGAGCCAAUUCUAAACCACAGAUAUACAAGAAGGCCAUUUUCUCAAACAAGAGUCACCCUUUAACAAAAUUACCAUGGUUGACACAGAGAUGCCAUUUUGGCCCACCAACUUUGGAAUCAGCUCCGUGGAUCUUUCCGUAAUGGAUGACCACCCCCACGCCUUUGACAUCAAGCCCUUCACCACUGUUGAUUUCUCCAGUAUUUCCACUCCACACUAUGAAGACAUUCCAUUCGCAAGAGCUGACCCAAUGGUUGCUGAUUAUAAGUAUGACCUGAAGCUCCAAGAUUACCAAAAUGCAAUCAAAGUGGAGCCUGCAUCCCCACCUUAUUAUUCUGAAAAGGCUCAGCUGUACAAUAAGCCUCAUGAAGAGCCUUCCAACUCCCUCAUGGCAAUUGAAUGCCGUGUCUGUGGAGACAAAGCUUCCGGGUUUCACUACGGAGUUCAUGCUUGUGAGGGAUGCAAGGGUUUUUUCCGGAGAACAAUCAGAUUGAAGCUUAUUUAUGAUAGGUGUGAUCUUAACUGUCGGAUCCACAAAAAAAGUAGAAAUAAAUGUCAGUACUGUCGGUUUCAGAAAUGCCUUGCAGUGGGGAUGUCUCAUAAUGCCAUCAGGUUUGGGCGGAUGCCACAGGCCGAGAAGGAGAAGCUGUUGGCGGAGAUCUCCAGUGAUAUCGACCAGCUGAACCCAGAGUCUGCUGACCUCCGGGCCCUGGCAAAACAUUUGUAUGACUCAUACAUAAAGUCCUUCCCGCUGACCAAAGCAAAGGCGAGGGCCAUCUUGACAGGAAAGACAACAGAUAAAUCACCAUUUGUUAUCUAUGACAUGAAUUCCUUGAUGAUGGGAGAAGAUAAAAUUAAGUUCAAACACAUCACCCCCUUGCAGGAGCAGAGCAAAGAGGUGGCCAUCCGCAUAUUUCAGGGCUGUCAGUUCCGCUCAGUGGAAGCUGUGCAAGAGAUCACAGAAUAUGCCAAAAGUAUUCCUGGUUUUAUAAACCUUGACUUGAAUGACCAAGUAACUCUCCUAAAAUACGGCGUCCAUGAGAUCAUUUACACAAUGCUGGCUUCCUUGAUGAAUAAAGAUGGGGUUCUCAUAUCGGAGGGCCAAGGAUUCAUGACAAGGGAGUUUCUAAAGAGCUUGAGAAAGCCCUUUGGUGACUUUAUGGAGCCCAAGUUUGAGUUUGCUGUGAAGUUCAAUGCACUGGAAUUAGAUGACAGCGAUUUGGCAAUAUUUAUAGCCGUCAUUAUUCUCAGUGGAGACCGCCCGGGUUUGCUGAAUGUGAAGCCCAUUGAGGACAUACAAGACAACUUACUGCAAGCCUUGGAGCUCCAGCUCAAGAUGAACCACCCCGAGUCCUCUCAGCUCUUUGCCAAGCUGCUCCAGAAAAUGACAGACCUCAGGCAGAUUGUAACAGAACAUGUGCAGCUAUUGCAAGUAAUAAAGAAAACAGAGACAGACAUGAGUCUUCACCCACUCCUACAGGAAAUAUACAAGGACUUGUAUUAGCAGAGAAGUCCUAAUUCACUGACAACGUUUCCUUCUUCCAAUUGCACUAUUGAGGGGAGAUCUGACACCUAAAAAAUUUACUGUGAAAAAGCAUUUUAAAAAGAAAGGGUUUAGAAUAAUAGAUCUAUUUUAUGCAUAUUGUUUAUAAAGAUACAUUUACAAUUUACUUUUAAUAUUAAAAAUGACCACAUUAUGAAAUUGGUGGAUGUAUUUGAAGACUAAGUUUGAUGUGUUCUCCAAUCCAGGCUUUUAUUUUCUUCUCAAUUUUCUCACUCUUUCUUCCCUCCCUUUCUCUAUGUCUAUAUCCCUCCUUCUAUGCCUGCCUUCCUUCUUUCCUUUAUUUUUCUUCCUUCUUUCUUACACAUUUUUUGAAACGUGAAUAGAACUUCUGAUCAACUUUCACUCUUGGUAAAUUAAUUAUUUACUCAACUUACAACUUUUCUGAACCCUCCAUUUGUUUUAACAAUCACAACUAAGAAGGGAAAGGGAACUUCUGGACCAAAAACUGCUCGGAGCAUGUGUUUCUUAACCUGGAUGUGCUCAUUUGGAGCACAUGCCUAGGCCUACCAAGAAUCCAGUCUUCUUCCACAAUCCCAACCAAGAUUUUCAUUCACCAAAAGCAGCCCACCAACACGAUAUCAAGGUGUAUGCAAAUACCCAGUGGCAAGUUAUGAACUAUUAGAAACUGUGAGUAACACAGAAGUGGUUUAAAAUUUGGCACCUGCCAAAAAGAACUUACAAUUGAGUUCAGGAGAAAAGAUUAAUCUUCCAUCAAAAAAACAGAUUAUAAUGCACAGUAUUAUAAUCCUGUGCCAAAUGAACUCCUAAGAACUAUAAGAGUUCAAAGGAAGUGAGAUUAAUGAAGAUUGGAAUAGUCAAGAGUAACUAAGUUCAUUGAAGUGGGCCUCAAAGGAUGUGUUGGAUUUGAGAUAGGUAGAGAACAGAAGAGAAAACUUUCUAAGAAAGCAAAACAGCAGGAACAAGAUGAAGAAGAAACCAAAACAAAACAUGAAUGAGGGAGAAGAACCAUGUUGUGGUUCUAAUGUAUGUAGAGUAACUUUGCUAGAGUUAUUCCUAUCGUCUUCUUUGGGACCACCUUGCCCAGAGAUUUCUUUUCUGACCUCAAAGGUUCAUUGUCCAUAUCAUUUAGGUAAUGCGUCCCCAGCAAGCAGCGUAUAUGUUCCCUAAAAGCAGGGACCAUCUUGGCACAAUUAAUAGAUUCUUUGAUUGAAGCCACCACAUUUACUAGCAUUGCUUACCCAUGAACUCAUACUACUAUCCGGAGGUCUCUCCGCCAGGAUGACUAUUUCCACUGGCCUAAAUUAUUUCCCUGCUACUUCUCCCUUACUUUAUCUUUCCUUAUGGUAUUGAUACUCAGGAGGACAUCACUUGACAUUUGAGGCUUUCAAGCCAAAAUAUCAGGAAACAUCUUUUCAUCCUUUACCUCAAAAUAAACAGAUCUCCAAAGA